GAGUAAAUGAGUAAGACAGGGGUGUAUUUGUCCAAUAGAGCACAAAAUUCAACAUUAGGGUUUUAUUCCAAAAUCUGGUGUAUUUCUUCUUCUUCUUCUUCGCUUGCCGUCAUCGUCGCCUGCAACUUCUCACCGUGGUUUAACUGAUUGAGGUACUGUGAAGAUGAGGCCGAUAUUAAUGAAGGGACAUGAACGUCCAUUGACCUUCCUAAGGUACAAUAGAGAUGGUGAUCUGCUAUUCUCCUGCGCGAAAGAUCACACUCCCACUCUCUGGUAUGCCGAUAACGGUGAACGCCACGGAACCUACCGUGGCCACAAUGGUGCUGUUUGGUCUUGUGAUGUCUCAAGAGACUCUUCGAGAUUGAUAACUGGUAGUGCUGAUCAGACUGCAAAGAUAUGGGAGGUGAAAACUGGAAGACAGUUGUUCUCAUUCAAAUUUGGUUCUCCGGCUAGGUCUGUGGACUUUUCCGUAGGAGAUAAGCUUGCAGUGAUUACCACUGAUCCAUUCAUGGAACGUACUUCUGCUAUUCAUGUGAAACGCAUCGCUGAAGAUCCCGAAGACCAGAUUGAUGAUUCUGUGCUUAUCCUUCAAAAUCCUGACGGGAAAAAGAGGAUAAACAGAGCUGUUUGGGGACCCUUGAACGAAACCAUUGUGAGUGGUGGUGAAGAUGCUGUAAUCAGGGUCUGGGAUACCGAGACCGGAAAACUGAUCAAGGAAUCAAAUGAGGAAGAGGGUCAUAAGAAGACAAUUACAUCGCUCUGUAAAGCAGCUGAUGAUUCUCACUUCAUUACAGGUUCACUUGACAAAACUGCAAAGCUGUGGGACAUGAGAACGUUGACUCUUAUUAAGACUUACACAACAGGAGUGCCCGUGAAUGCUGUCGCCAUGUCUCCACUUCUCAACCAUGUUGUGCUUGGAGGUGGUCAAGAUGCAUCAGCUGUUACAACCACUGAUCAUCGUGCUGGGAAGUUCGAGGCUAAAUUUUAUGACAAGAUUCUGCAAGAGGAAAUUGGUGGUGUUAAAGGUCAUUUUGGACCUAUAAAUGCGUUGGCAUUCAAUCCUGAUGGAAAGAGUUUCUCUAGUGGAGGUGAAGAUGGAUACGUUAGAUUGCAUCACUUUGACUCUGAUUACUUCAACAUCAAGAUUUAGAUCUUUCUGAAACAAAUCUCUAGUCCGGAUUUUGUUCCAUCUUUUCAACAUCAUACUAUUUUAAUUUACUACCUAUACUUUUAUGAUGUUUAGCUUUCGAAUUUUGGCUCGAAUCCUUUUGUUCAUUUCAAACUUUAUGAAUUACAAAGUCAUUAACCUGCGCAGCUCCUCUA
This is a messenger RNA of Eutrema salsugineum, 1323 nucleotides long. Its product is annotated as eukaryotic translation initiation factor 3 subunit I. Gene Ontology annotation, biological process: cytoplasmic translational initiation. Lineage: Eukaryota; Viridiplantae; Streptophyta; Magnoliopsida; Brassicales; Brassicaceae. Gene Ontology annotation, molecular function: protein binding; RNA binding; translation initiation factor activity. Gene Ontology annotation, cellular component: cytoplasm; eukaryotic translation initiation factor 3 complex, eIF3m. The transcript has 9 exons. The coding region runs from base 164 to 1150 and encodes 328 amino acids. The record is from RefSeq and is a predicted model, not a curated record.